Molecule: messenger RNA, 1029 nt
Organism: Caenorhabditis bovis
Lineage: Eukaryota; Metazoa; Nematoda; Chromadorea; Rhabditida; Rhabditidae
Source: the annotation of a GenBank genome assembly
AUGGACACUGAUAGGCUUGAAGGAUCGAUAAAAAAUAUUCUGGAGCAGAAGUCGUUGAAGUGGAUAUUCGUUGGCGGCAAAGGCGGCGUCGGCAAGACGACGUGCUCGUGCUCGAUUGCCGCCCAACUCGCCAGCGUUCGCGGACGAGUGUUGCUCAUCUCGACGGAUCCCGCGCAUAAUAUAUCGGACGCGUUUGCGCAGAAGUUCACCAAAGAUCCGACGCUGGUUAAUGGAUUUACGAAUCUUUUCGCAAUGGAAAUCGACUCGAAUCCAUCUGGAGAUGGAUCGGAAUUCUCGGGACUCGAGGAAAUGCUUCAGAACGCGACGCAGAAUGGUGGCAAUGGUGGUGGAUUUUCGAUGGGAAAAGAUUUUCUUCAAAGUUUUGCCGGCGGCCUUCCUGGAAUUGACGAGGCGAUGAGUUUUAGCGAAAUGAUGAAAUUAAUUGACUCGCUCGACUUUGACGUUGUGAUCUUCGACACGGCGCCGACCGGCCACACGCUUCGUCUUCUUCAAUUUCCGACGCUUCUCGAAAAGGCGUUCUCGAAGAUUCUCUCGCUGCAAGGCAUGAUCGGCCCGAUGUUGUCGCAAUUCUCGGGAAUGAUGGGUAUGAAUGGAAACUCGAUGAACGAGAUGAUCGAGAAGAUGACGACGACAUUGGAAACGGUCAAGAAAAUGAAUGCGCAAUUCAAGGAUCCGGAUUGCACCACAUUCAUUUGCGUUUGCAUUGCCGAGUUUUUGUCGCUGUAUGAAACGGAGCGACUCAUUCAGGAGCUCACGAAGCAGCAAAUCGACACGCACAAUAUAAUUGUCAAUCAGCUUUUGUAUCCGGAUAAGGAUGAGCACGGAAAUGUGGUUUGCCGGAAAUGCAAGUCGCGAGCUGCGAUUCAAGGAAAAUAUUUGGAAGAGAUUGACGAUCUUUACGAGGAUUUCCACGUGACGAAAUUGCCGCUUUUGGAAAGUGAAGUGCGCGGUGCCGAGAAUAUUCGCAAAUUCAGCGAGCGAUUGGUGAAUCCGAAUUAUGGCGGAUGA